Molecule: messenger RNA, 2482 nt
Organism: Juglans regia (Persian walnut)
Lineage: Eukaryota; Viridiplantae; Streptophyta; Magnoliopsida; Fagales; Juglandaceae
Product: wall-associated receptor kinase-like 20
Exons: 2
Coding region: 192-2126 (644 amino acids)
Biological process (GO): protein phosphorylation
Molecular function (GO): ATP binding; polysaccharide binding; protein kinase activity
Source: RefSeq, a predicted model, not a curated record
UAGUUAUGCGCCCUUCUGGACACCAUUCAAGAGGAAUCCACCACUCCUAUAAACGCCAAAAAUUAAGUUUCAUGGUUUUUUGACAUUGAUUCUUGCACCCACUUUAUUCCUUUGCCAUAGCCUUAUAUAUGUACCCCCAGCUUCCUUCCUGUCAUGUACCAUAAUCUUUUUCUUCUCCUAGCACAUGCAAAAUGAGCACUAAACCAAGCACAAUACCCGGCUUGUUUUGUAGCAAUAUCCUCCUGGUUUUUCUUCUUAGUCUUCAAUGUUCUUCUCAGAAGUCCUGUUCCAAUUGUGGCUCCAUUGAAAUCCCAUAUCCUCUAAGCACAAACCCCAAUUGCGGUGACCCGGAUUAUUCUCUCCGUUGUGAUCCCCACUCUCAGAAACUCUAUUUUGUUGCCCUUAAUGGAAGUUCUUAUGCUGUAGUCAGCAUCAUGGCUGCAUCUCAACGCAUGGUGGUGCAACCAUCAGCGUGGCUGCCUGACAGAUGUGUCACUCAAGACAUGCUGGUGAGUGAGGGCCUCUGGUUGAACCAAUCUCUCCCUUUUAACAUAACUUCAUCCAACACCAUCUUCCUCUUCAACUGCUCCCCCCGUCUUUUGGUAUCUCCUCUCAAUUGCACUACUUCUAGCCUUUGUCACCGUUUCUUGGAGAGUUCGGGACAAGUUGACAAAAAUCGAGCGCUUCAAUGUGCAAGUGGUCUUGACCCUUGUUGCACCUUUAUUGUGGGUGGGAUACCUUCAGCAUACAAGAUAAGGCUUCAUAGUUCAGGUUGUAGAGCCUUCAGAAGCAUCCUUCAUCUGGAUCCUGAGAAGCCUGCAAGCCAAUGGGAAGAGGGGUUGGAAAUUCAAUGGGCUCCCCCACCGGAACCAGUUUGUAAAUCACAGCUCGAUUGCUCCGGGGCUUCCAAGUGUUCAGCUGCUGGUUUAAAUGGCCAACUCCGGUGCCUUUGCAAUAAGGGAUACCUCUGGGACCAUGGUCUUGGAACUUGCUUGAGAACGAAGAAGAAUAUUAAGGCUGGCCUCAGCUUAAAGGUCUCCAUAGGGAUAAUCUCCUUUUUCUCUCUAGCACUAGUCAUGACCGCUGUCACCCUAAGAAGAUCUUGCAGACGUCUCUCGAACCAGGCAAAAAUGGCCAAAGCUAGAGAGAAGAUGUUAAAAUCGAGCAAUGGUGGCAAAUCUGCCAGAAUGUUUCACUUAAAAGAGAUGAAGAAAGCAACAAAAAACUUCUCCAAAGACAGAGUUUUAGGAAGUGGGGGUUUCGGGGAAGUCUACCAAGGUGAGCUUCAAGAUGGGACAGUUGUGGCCGUUAAGUCAGCUAGAGUGGGCAACAUCAAAAGCACGGAACAAGUUCUGAAUGAAGUUGGGAUACUUUCUCAAGUCAAUCACAAGAACCUUGUCAGACUCUUGGGUUGUUGCGUGGAAGGGGAGCAGCCCUUAAUGAUCUACGAGUUCAUCUCAAAUGGGACCCUCCAUGACCAUCUACAUGGUAAGUUUUCCACUCUCCUGGACUGGAAAACGAGGCUAAGAAUUGCUUUACAAACUGCUGAAGCAUUGGCUUAUUUACAUACUGCGGCAUACACUCCCAUCUACCAUCGCGAUGUCAAGUCCACAAAUAUUCUAUUAGAUGAUAACUUCAAUGCAAAAGUUGCAGAUUUCGGGCUCUCCAGAUUGGCUGACCCAGGGCUGAGCCAUGUAUCGACCUGUGCUCAGGGAACAUUGGGGUACCUGGACCCUGAGUACUAUCGCAACUACCAGUUAACUGAUAAAAGUGAUGUUUACAGUUAUGGGGUCGUGUUGCUUGAGCUUCUGACCUCCCAGAAGGCCAUCGACUUCUCGCGUGAUCAAGAUGAUGUGAAUUUAGCCACUUACGUGGGCCGAAGGGCCAACACUGGCGCAAGCAUGGAAGUUGUGGAUCAGCGGCUUCUUGGCAAGGAGCCCACGGGCGAUACACUGACAAGCAUAAAGCUCUUCUUAGAGCUUGCACUUUCCUGUCUCAGAGAGAAGAAGGGAGAUAGGCCUGGAAUGAAGGAUGUUGUUCAAGAACUGCAGUGCAUAAUCCAAAUCGUUGAUCAGGAACAGUUAAAGGUGGUGGAAAUAAUUCCAAGAAGAGGCCGAUUAAAGUGAUUCCAAGGAUCGAUGGAUUUGAAUGAAAGGAAAGACAUAAAGCAGGAAAGAUUGGGAUCAGAUGCUUGCUUACUUUCCACAGAAAGUGUGAAAUGUUCCACAAGACAUGUACUUGGAGUUAUGGGGUUAUUGGAAUCAAAUAGGGCGUACCAUGAUUGUUUCUCUGGGAAAAAAGCAAACCAACUUUACAAAAUGGGGAAAGCAAUUACAGAUGUUUUGAAUUUGAAAAUCAGAACCGUCAAAAAAUGGAAUGCAUUGCUUGAAAGUUAUUAGUAAUGGGUGCUUUAUGUGUAUCACGUGAAUCAUGAUGCAAAUCAACAUCAAGUAGUAUAAUCUUGUUUAUUGCACCAUAUAUA